AUCAAUUGCUUCUUCACAGCUUGCUUGCCAAUCCCUUGAUUUGUGAACAAUGGCUUACCAACGCAUGAACCUUGUCUUUAUUCUUGCCCUAUUCACCACCUUGGGGACUUUGGCUUCUCAAGCCACAUCCCGAGCAUUGUGUGAAGCUUCAAUUGCUCAAAAACAUGAGCAAUGGAUGGCAAAGCACGGACGCGUUUAUCCCGAUAAUGCAGAGAAGCAACGGCGCUGCGACAUCUUCAGCAAGAAUGUUGAAUUCGUAGAGAAGUUCAACAAUGAAGGGAAUAAGUCUUACAAGUUGAGCAUCAACAAGUUUUCUGAUAUGACCAACGAAGAAUUCUUGACACAUCAUACCGGAUACAAAAUUCCCACCACCUUAAGUUCAACCUCUUCCGAUUUUAGCUACCAAAGUUUGGCUGCUACUGGUAUUCCAGCUAGGGUGGACUGGAGGGAACAACAGGCUGUCACCCCCAUAAAGGAUCAAGCUAGAUGCGGCGCUUGCUGGGCAUUUACAGUAGUAGCAGCUGUGGAAGGGCUAACCAAAAUCAAAACUGGCCGGUUGAUCUCACUCUCCGAGCAGCAACUUGUGGACUGCGAUCAUCAGAGCUCUGGGUGCAUGGGUGGUAGCUUACUAUCCGCCUAUUCCUACGUAAUACAAAACGGAGGACUCACUCGUGAAGAAAAUUACCGAUACCAGGGCACGGACAAGGGAACAUGCGACACUAACAAGGAAAGUCAGCAUGCUGCACACAUCACUGGUUAUGUACGCGUCCCUUCCAAUAGUGAAAACGAUCUACUCAAGGCUGUGUCCAUGCAACCAGUCUCGAUUGGCAUUUCUGCUUAUGGAAUGGACUUCCAGCACUACAACAUCGGGGUGUUCUCCGGCAGUUGUGGGACAAACCUCAACCACGCCGUCACAGCCAUCGGCUACGGGACAACUGCAGGUGGAAUCCCCUAUUGGUUAAUAAAGAACUCAUGGGGCACGGAUUGGGGUGAAAGUGGGUAUAUGAGAAUUCUUAGAAACAGUAAUUCCCCACAAGGUAUGUGCGGCCUUGCUAUGAAUAAUUUUUAUCCGACUGCAUAAGUCUACGUAUAAUCUUCAAACCUAUAACAGCUGCAGGCAGAAGAGCCUUCCUGUCUAGCUGACCACUCCCCUUUUCCAUAUCUAAGCAUGCACUUCUAAAUUCUGCAUUUCUGCUAUAUAUAUGUUUGGUGCUGAAAACGCCUGUAUUUUGUACCCCAGCAUAUUUGCUUAAAUAAGUUCCAUUCAAAAAGACAAUCCUACCUUUGCUUUCAAGGCAGCUCUUGUUUCAAUAUAGGAAGAUCCUAUUGGAGGAACGUGAGUGUGAAGUCGAUCAUUUGUGAUCAUUACAUAUUGCAAGAUAUAGGCAAAGUACUUGUAUAUUCCUUGGCAAUAUAUAAGUUACUUGGAAUAUGCAUGAGAAAGAACUUUUAUUUUUA
Messenger RNA from Rosa rugosa (rugosa rose), 1458 nucleotides. RefSeq names its product senescence-specific cysteine protease SAG12-like. The record is from RefSeq and is a predicted model, not a curated record. Gene Ontology annotation, cellular component: lysosome. The coding region runs from base 50 to 1081 and encodes 343 amino acids. Lineage: Eukaryota; Viridiplantae; Streptophyta; Magnoliopsida; Rosales; Rosaceae. Gene Ontology annotation, molecular function: cysteine-type endopeptidase activity. The transcript is spliced from 2 exons.